AUGUCGACUACCGACAGCGGCACGGGCGGGAUCAGUGACCGCGGGCCCAGCGUGUUCGCCGUGACGACCGCGACUCUGGUCCUGGCUUCCGUGUUCGUGGCUGCGCGACUGUACACUCGUCUUGCGAUUGUACGACAGAUCACCUGGGAUGACUGGUUUAUCAUGCUGGCUUGGGCACUCGCCUUUGCCGUCAGCUUCACGAUUGAUUACGGUACCCGCAAUGGCCUGGGAAGACAUGAUAAGGAUAUCCCCUCAGCCGAUUGGAAUGUUCUGCGACGCUGCGAAUACGUCUUCUCCGUCUUAUAUAACCCUGCGUUGAUGGCUACGAAAACAUCCAUCUUGAUCUUUUACCUGCGGCUUGCUAGGAAUACACAACAGGUCCUCCGUCUAGCCUCAUGGCUGGUAUUGGGAGUUGUCAACGUUGCCGGGACCGUGUUAACCUUGAUCAAUAUUUUCCAAUGCCGACCCGUUCAAGCCGCAUUCGACAAAUACCCCUACCAAGCUCAGUGCAUACCGCUUCUGACCGAGUUCAUAUGUUCGGCGCCCGUCAACAUUGUGACCGAUCUCGCCAUACUGGCGUUACCGCUACCCGUCCUUACCGGCAUGAGACUCCCGUUCCGCCAGAAAAUGAUUCUCGUUUUUACCUUCACCCUGGGUAUAUUUGUAACGGUUGUGGAUGUUGUCAGGAUCUACUACCUGCAGCAGGCUAUAACAGACGUGUCUUCCGGGCUAUCCAACAAUCCAGAGGCGACUUUCGGCGACCAAGCCGAGUUUGCUUUCAAUGCGUCGUUAUCUCUGAUGUGGUCGGCUGUCGAGGUCAACAUCGGAAUAGCUUGUGCAUGCAUCCCGACAUUGAAGCCACUCAUUGUUCGCAUCCUGCCUGCCAUGCUUAUCGACCCAGAUGGCAGCCGCAGAGCCUUCGAUACUGCGGCAAAGCCACCGUCCGACUCCUCGAGACAUUGGAGCUCUGACGAAGGGCGUGCUGGAAUGCUUGGUUCGGCGCAAGGGAGAAUCUCUCCCCCCGAGGCAGCACAUAAUGCAAACCCACGUGAAACAGAGCCUGCAUACAGCGCGAUGGAGUUCUUAACAACGCCUGAGAUGACGGGCAUUGGCGGUCAAGGGGCGGCGACAGGCCUGGCACGAUCGAGGACGGCUAUGACAGCAGGCACAACGAACACAGCUACUGAGAACGGAGUCUUCUUUGGCUUUGUUAACAUCAAAAAGCCCAAGAGUAUAAUCCGCACGUCGGCAGCUGACUCUUGGAGAUAUUGCACCAUGGUCACUGUUCUCUUUCUGCUGUGGGGGUUUUCCUACGGCUUGCUGAAUACCCUCAACAACGCCAUAGCCUCCGUCGCGAGCAUGACCUCUGCCCAAACGAUCGGGCUUACCAGCAUGUAUUUUGGGGUGGGAUACUUCCUUGGACCUUUGGUCGUCGGCGAAUGGAUUCUGCGACGUGACGAGCAUCGACGGACCAAGAAGCAUGACGGCACACCGACUGUCGGUGGUUUCAAGGCUACCUUCAUUCUAGGGCUCUGCAUCUACGGAACCGGCACCAUCAUGUUCUGGCCAAGUGCUGUCUUGACUUCGUUUGCUGGCUUCAUGAUCUGCAAUUUUGUUGUAGGCUUUGGCCUAGCCGUGCUCGAAACGGCAGCAAACCCUUUCAUUGCACUCUGCGGCCCUUUGAACUACGCCGAGAUGCGACUCUGCCUCUCGCAAGCGUUCCAAGCCGUCGCUACUGUCAUAAGCCAGCUGCUAGCCCAGAAAGUGUUUUUCACAGGCAUUGGGGAAGAUGCCACAAGCUCGCAACUCUUGCUGGAUGUACAGUGGACGUACCUGGCGAUAACAUUGUUUUGUGUCGCUUUGGCGCUCUUCUUCUACUAUAUGCCUUUGCCUGAGGUAACCGACGCUGAAAUGGAACGAUCUACGAAGUAUCUUCCGAUCGACCCGAAGAAACGGAGUAUUGGUGGAUUGCAGCUGAGGACCUGGACCCUGAGCCUUGCCGUUCUGGCCCAGUGGACCUAUGUUGCAGGCCAGGAAAGCAUGAGCAUUUUCUUUAGAAGCAUCUUGACACCAACAGCAAAUGUUCAAUCAGAUACGACCUCGAAUGCUACAUCAAACGCCACGACGCAGGAAGUACAUCACCCGGCUUCUCUUGCUCUUACGAUCUCAGACUACCUUCUCGUUGCCCACACGGCAUUUGCCAUCUCACGUUUUCUUGUUGCAUACUUAGCAUACCUGUCUCCCACGCACCCGAAGGUUCCCCAGCCUCGAACCAUUCUCAACAUCAGCACGGGGCUCAGCAUACUAUUUGGAAUCCUUGUUGCCGCCGUACGACCAUCGAAUCCGAAUCUCGUUGCGAUUCCAGUCAUACUAUUCUUUUUCUCGGAAGGACCCAUGUGGCCGCUUAUCUAUACACUUGGACUCAGGGGUCAGGGAAAGCGUACAAAGAGGGCUGCCGCAUACAUAACUAUGGGAGCCUCCGGUCCUGCGUUUUGGCCAUUUGUGAUCUAUGCAAUCAACAGCAACGGAGCUAGCUAUCAGGUUGCAUUUACAGUGGUUCCGGCGCUCCUCGUGUUCACGGCACUGUUCGCGUUGUUCCUCGAUCUCAAGAAAGAUGCGAGAGCUCUCGUGGACGCUCGCGUUGACAAGGAGGAGCAGUCGAAGCUUCAAGCCGGCCAUCAGGAACAGAUGGGGUUGGACGACAUCAUUGCUCAACAGCAGCGAAGGCGAAACACCUCGGGUGCUACAGUCGAGUCUGGCUUCAUUAGGAAGCUCUCAACUGUUUUUACUGGCGGACUCAAGCCCCGAAAAGAAUCGAAUCCGUCAAGCGUCGAACAUCGGGAAGACAAGGCAAGAGAUGGGUUUGGGUGA
Neoarthrinium moseri is the source of this 2871-nucleotide messenger RNA. RefSeq lists its product as uncharacterized. NCBI's taxonomy places the organism in Eukaryota, Fungi, Ascomycota, Sordariomycetes, Amphisphaeriales, Apiosporaceae. The record is from RefSeq and is a predicted model, not a curated record. The transcript has 2 exons. Gene Ontology annotation, molecular function: transmembrane transporter activity. Bases 1 to 2871 code for a protein of 956 amino acids. Gene Ontology annotation, biological process: transmembrane transport.